GGGAGUUCUCGCGAUAUGUUCUUCCAUUUGGGUCCCAUUUGGUGGGACUAUUAGCUUCUAGGAGAGCGUCACGUUUUGACAUUUGCUAAACGUUAAGCAGCUUAUAAUCGUUUAUUCUACGUUGAUUUGGACAUUACCAACAAGAAGCACAAUAACAUUAUAGGUCAUCAUUACCAACACAACAUAGGAACAUCUCAUGGCUCACAGACAAAGACAGAGAUACCUCAAGGUGUGUGAGGUCCAGCCGACCCACGGUGAUGAAGACAGUAAUGAGGACAGCUCUGAGAAGCACAGGAACGGCUUCGAUGAGCACCAGAUGAUGGAAGACGACUCGAACGGCCGAACCAACCUGAUCGUGAACUAUCUGCCCCAGAGCAUGUCCCAGGAGGAGCUGUGCAGCCUCUUCAGCAGUGUGGGCGAGGUGCAGACUGCCAAGCUCAUCCGGGACAAAGUGGGAGGCAACAGUUUAGGUUACGGCUUUGUUAACUUUGUUAACCCUAAUGAUGCAGAGAGGGCUAUCAAUACCCUCAAUGGCCUGAGGCUACAGUCUAAAACUAUCAAGGUUUCUUAUGCCCGGCCAAGUUCUGACCUGAUUAAAGACGCUAAUCUUUACAUUAGCGGACUUCCCAGGACAAUGGGUCAGCAGGAGCUGGAGGACCUGUUCUCUCGCUUUGGCCGCAUCAUUACCUCCAGAGUCCUGGUGGACCAAGCAUCUGGUCAUUCUCGUGGUGUUGCCUUCAUCCGUUUUGACAAAAGGUCAGAGGCAGAAGAUGCCAUCGAGAGCCUCAAUGGCCAAACUCCACCUGGCAUCUCUGAGCCAAUCACCGUGAAGUUUGCUGCCGCUCCAAAUCAAGCAAAGAAUCAAAUGGGCUCCCAGUCUUACCAGUCACGGCGGUUUGGAGGAGCUGUCCAUCACCAGUCCCAGCGCUUCAGAUACUCUCCUAUUAAUGUCGGCCAUGGAGGCGGAGCAGAGGGUUCAAACGGCUGGUGCAUUUUCAUCUAUAACCUGACCCAAGACACAGAUGAGUCCAUGCUGUGGCAGAUGUUUGGGCCCUUUGGAGCCGUGGCCAAUGUGAAGGUCAUCCGCGACUUCAAAACAAACAAGUGCAAAGGCUUCGGUUUCGUCACAAUGACCAACUAUGAAGAUGCUGCCAUGGCCAUCCACAACCUGAACGGAUACCGGCUCGGAGACAAAGUCCUCCAGGUGUCCUUCAAGACCAGUAAGGGGUACAACUAGACGCUAGUCCUGCUCCUGUACCAGUUCUUGUGCUGUUUUGGAUGUUGUUGGUUCUCUAUUUUUCGGCUGCAUUUUUGUUUUACAGUUUUAUUUUCUUAGGGCAGGCUCUGUCAGUUUGAAAGAUGGUAAUGUUGCAUUGUGCAGUUUGAAUGUUUGAGGAUGAUCUGUGAGACGUUCAGUAAAGUGUAGCCUCCACAGCUAGUCCAUUUAAAUGUUAUGUACAUGAUGUAUUCAUUUGUACCUUUUGUUGUUUGGCACUUUGUUCUUGUAUUCAAGUUACAAACAUGUCUUGGACAAA
Messenger RNA from Periophthalmus magnuspinnatus, 1535 nucleotides. Its product is annotated as ELAV-like protein 1. The coding region runs from base 197 to 1237 and encodes 346 amino acids. The transcript is spliced from 8 exons. Gene Ontology annotation, cellular component: ribonucleoprotein complex. The record is from RefSeq and is a predicted model, not a curated record. Gene Ontology annotation, molecular function: RNA binding. NCBI's taxonomy places the organism in Eukaryota, Metazoa, Chordata, Actinopteri, Gobiiformes, Gobiidae.